GUGAUCAAUGCGGCCCUCACUCUGGCCGCUCGGCCCCAGAGCAAGGUUGCCCAGGACAACAUGGAUGUGUUCAAGGACCAAUGGGAGAAGCAGGUGCGCAUCCUCACCGAGGCCGUCGACGACAUCACCUCCGUGGAUGACUUCCUGUCCGUGUCAGGUAUGGAAUCGGGAAAGAUUAGAAAAUGUUGUAUACUGUUAAAAUGAAGUGUUUUCUAACACUUAAACUAGUGGCAACUGAGCUGCCACCAACCAGAGGAGGCUGGUUGGAGGAGCUAUAGGAGGACGGGCAGAUUGUAAUGGCUGGAAUGGAAUUAAUGGAACGGUAUCAAACAUAUGGAAACCGCAUGUUUGACUCCUUUCCAUUAAUUCCAUUCCAGCCAUUACAAUGAGCUGUCCUCCUAUAGCUCCUCCCACCAGCCUCCACUGCCACCAACAUAUAUUAUGUCUCGGAGUAUAACUGUUUAUUGUAUAACAGUUCUUAACACCUGGGGCCGUAUGUAUCAAAUGUCUCAAAUGUCUCUCCUCUGAGACGCUUGAUACAUACGGCCUCAGAUAAAGUAGACUCUGUGUGUUUGUACAGUGUACAGUAUAGGUAAGUACGGUGUUUUUACACCGAAAGACGCAUUUAUCCGACAUAGUUUCUGCUCCCAUUCAGAGAAAGGAGAAAGCUUUCUUGUAGAUGCCUAUAUGGCUUCUAAUGAUGAUGACUGUGAUAUCAUUUAAUACAGAUUCCCAUGAUAAUUAAGUGAUUUAGUCAUUAGGACAUACAACGGUAGAACACAAUAUUCUCAGCUUUUACGGGAUCUAAGCUUUAUAGGCCAUAAUGGGUAAGUGGCUAUUGAUGCAGGUCCAGGACAAAAACAUGCUUUCUAAAGGAAAUUAAUUAUUGUUUAGGGUUCAUCCCAAAUGGCACCCAAUUCCCUAUAUACAGUAGUGCACUAUUUUUGACCAUUAGAGAGAGAGAGAGAGAGAGAGAGAGAGAGAGAGAGAGAGAGAGAGAGAGAGACAGAGAGAGAGAAUAGAGUGCCAUUUGGGAUGCAUGCUUAGACCUUUCAUCUGAACAACACCAUCAUGGCGGUCGCCCUUGAUGGGGUCACCCACUCACUGUGUUACUGUGAUGGAGCUUGUUAAUAAUUCUACUGUAGUCUGGGUAACAGAGAGGCGACAAAUACAGGUUCAUGGUUCAAAAUGAAUCGCUUUCAAAAGAGGAGAACACAGACACACACACAUGCGAGCAUGCACACAUACACACACACGUGAGCACAUAGGCACAUUCACACACACACGUGUAAGUACACACACACACGUGAGCGUACACGUUCACACAUACACAGUACAGGUCACCUUUAUGGUAGCAGUGUUUCCCAAACUCAGUCCUCGGGACCCCACGGGGUGCACGUUUUGGUAGAGUCUUUUGAAAGACUACCACCUCAUUCUGCAACUGUCUUUAUUGUAGUCCACAAGGACCCUUGUCAAUUACAUUUGACAUUUUAGUCAUUUAGCAGACGCUCUUAUCCAGAGCGACUUACAGGAGCAAUUAGGAUUAAGUGCCUUGCUCAAGGGCACAUCGACAGAUUUUUCACCUAGUCGGCUCGGGGAUUAGAACCAGAGACCUUUCGGUUACUGGCACAACGCUCUUAACCACUAAGCUACCUGCCGAAAGGGUUAAAAUGAUUGUGCAAUGAGCUUUAGGGAUAUCUGGGCUUUCUCUUUUUUAUCAAACAGCAGUUGACCCUCAAGUUACUAAACUAUCCCAUGAAGCAUGUUUGUGCCUAAUGAACACCAUAUUGACACCCCCCACCCCCCCGACCCACACCCCCGCCUCUCGCUCUCUCUCCAACUCUCUCUUGCUUUCCUUGUCCCUUUCUCCUCUCUCUUUCUCUCUCUCUCCCGCUCUCUCUCUAUCGCUCCCUCCCUCUCCUUCUCUCUCUCUCUCUCUCCCUUUAUCUUAACCCCACAGAAAACCACAUUCUGGAGGACGUGAACAAGUGCGUGAUCGCCCUGCAGGAGGGCGACGUGGACACCCUGGACCGCACGGCGGGCGCCAUCAGGGGUCGGGCGGCCCGCGUCGUCCACAUCAUCAACGCGGAGAUGGAGAACUACGAGCCUGGCGUUUACACCGAGCGCGUCCUGGAGUCUAUCAAGCUGCUGUCUGAGACC
Coregonus sp. 'balchen' is the source of this 2160-nucleotide messenger RNA. NCBI's taxonomy places the organism in Eukaryota, Metazoa, Chordata, Actinopteri, Salmoniformes, Salmonidae. The record is from the annotation of a GenBank genome assembly.